AAGUUAAUCUGCCGGGUUUGAAAGGGUAACUUCCUCCGGAUUACCAGUAGGAUUGGCUGCUAGUGAUUCGCAACCAAAAUCACUUCUUUCAUUCUUCUUCCAGCUGAAGCAGCCGUCCCAUACUCGGGAGUACGGGGCUUCGGCGAUAUCUUCUACCACUUCGGAGUAGAAAAGGUCCCAAUGUCUAGCGACGUGUUGCCGUGCUUUGAGUGUUUGCGGCGGCGAAUCGAGUCUGACAUAUCACCUGAUAUCGUAUUCCUCUACGGGAUCUCUGAUUCCGCUCUCAACUUUGGUUCUGCAGCCGUUGUUCAGAUUUGUUCAUCUGACACCGAAGAAAAUGCUGUUAGUAGCGAGGAUGCCUCAGCUCAAAUUGUUAUUGUGCAACUACUUGACCACCAGAACAGAUUUCUGGAAGUCAGAACAGAGGAAAAUGCACAACAUCAAGAGAUUAAAUAUUCAUCAAAAAAAUCUCUAUGUGAAGAUGAGCUCAAAGCUGAUAUUGUCCGUACAGGAGUUGCACCUUCUAAUCAUUGUGAAGAUGGACCAUCUUUACUUCAUAUUAGCGGAAAGAAUCUUGAAAGUUCUUCCAUCAAUUCUUCUGAAAAGUUCUUGUGCCUUAAGAUACUUUCUGUUUUGUCUCCUCAUGCAAUUGCCUGUCAAAGUUCCUUCUCUGCAAUCAGUGAUCUCUUCCAAAAGUAUUUAUCGGGUUCAACUGAAGAUUAUGUGAUCUCAUCACUAAAUGCCUUUGUGGAAGGAGAAUCGGCUGAUCAGUAUAGCUUAAAUUUUCUAAGAUUAGUUGGUUUCCCCUCAUUUGGUGUGAAUAGCAUUCAACGUUGCCUAAGACACCCAAAUAUCGCACCUUUGUUGGGUGUAAUUAAUGCUCCUGAUUAUGAUUAUUUGUUACAGCCAAAGGCUCCUUUCACUCUGGAAGACAUUCUUCAUUACAGUCCAAAUAGUUUGAAGUCAGAUUGGCACAUUCGAUUUUUGAUUUACCAGAUAUUCUCAGCUUUGACAUACAUUCAUGAUUUAGGAAUUGCACAUGGCAACUUAUGCCCUUCCAGCAUUCUGCUCUCUGGUUCAUUGUGGGCUUGGCUGAGCCUUGCUGAUAUGUCGAUAAUGAAGCAUAGAAUUAGUGGAAAUCGUCAAAUUUCAUCCUUUUCAGAAGGACAUCAUCGCAUAGAUCGCUGUCCCUGCCAAACAAUUCAUUCCAAUCUGCAACUGUCGGUCUCGAUGGACUGGCACUCUAAUUUCUUGAAGUGGUGGAAAGGUGAACUGAGUAACUAUGAAUAUCUUCUAUUUUUGAAUAAAUUAGCUGGGAGAAGGUGGGGUGACCACACUUUCCAUACUGUCAUGCCAUGGGUCAUCGAUUUUAGUGUAAAGCCUGAUGAAAAAUCUGAUAUAGGCUGGAGAGACCUGAAGAAAAGCAAGUGGAGGCUGGCAAAAGGUGAUGAACAAUUGGAUUUCACUUAUUCUACAUCAGAAAUUCCUCAUCAUGUUUCUGAUGAAUGUCUUUCAGAAUUAGCCGUCUGCAGUUAUAAAGCUAGAAGGUUACCGUUAAAAAUACUUCGUUCUGCCGUUCGUUCAGUUUAUGAACCUAAUGAGUAUCCUUCAAACAUGCAGAGACUCUACCAGUGGACUCCAGAUGAGUGCAUACCAGAGUUCUACAGUGAUCCUCAUAUUUUCUAUUCCAUUCAUUCUGAAAUGAGCGAUUUAGCUGUACCCUCUUGGGCAUCCUCUCCAGAGGAAUUUAUUUUAGAGCAUCGUAGUGCUUUGGAGAGUGACCGUGUAUCAAAGUAUAUCCAUCAUUGGAUUGAUAUAACAUUUGGUUAUAAGCUUUCUGGUGAAGCAUCUAUUGCAGAAAAAAAUGUGAUGCUUCCUGUAUCUGAUACAUCAGUGCCUAGGUCAACUGGACGUCGACAACUCUUUACCCGGCCACAUCCUAUGCGGCGACCUCUCAAGUCUUGGUCAGAUUAUAAUAGCAACAAAGAAGGUAAUAAUAUCCAGCAAAGGGUACAGAAUGAAGGAAUGGUGAACGCUAGUGAGAGAUCAGAUCUUGGUUAUGCUUUGCUAUCUUCAGCCAACCAGUAUCACCUUUCAGAUUCCGACUACUUGGAAAAUUUAGAGGAGGCAACUUUAUUUUGUGAGGCUGCACGUUCCUUAAAUCCAGUAUACAACUAUGAUAAAAAUUUAGCUGGGAAGUUUCCUCUUGUAGAUUUUCUACACAGUGUUUAUCCAAACAUGGAUAAGUCAACCCCAAAUAUUUGGGGCAGGGCUAGUGAUGCUGAUGAUGAUAGUGAUGCUGUAAUUGACAAUAUUUAUUGGAAUAUGGGUGAUUUAGAGACAGCGGGAAAAAGUUCUUCGAUGCCGCUUCCUUUUGGCUUGGGCGAUCUUCUUGAUUUUUUUGAAAGUGAUGAUAAUAGCUCUACAGGCUUCCAGGAGUUGUUGCAUUGGAGGCAUUUGUCAUCUCCUUCUGCAGAUUAUUCUGAAGAUCUUGCUGGUGACGUAUUUUCCAUUGGGUGUAUAAUGGCCGAACUCUAUUUGAGAAAGCCAUUGUUUGAUCCUAUCUCCUUGUGUGCAUACAAAGAAAAUGGGGUGUUACCUGGAGCUAUGCAGGAGCUCCCCCCUUGCAUCGCAGUACUUGUUGAAGCAGCUAUUCAAAGGGACUGGAAAAGGAGGCUUGCAGCUAAAUGUUUUCUGGAGUCACCAUACUUUUCUGCAUCAGUUAGAGGCGUGUAUUUGUUUUUAGCUCCACUUCAACUCUUAUCAAGGCCUGGCUAUCGCCUCCGGUAUGCUGCAAGGCUUGCUAGUGAAGGUGCUUUCAGAGCAAUGGGACCAUAUGCUGCAGAAAUGUGCGCCUCAUAUUGUUUACCUCUUAUCAUGUCUGCUUUGUCUGAUUUUGAAGCUGAGUCAGCCUUGUGCUUAUUGAAAGAAUUUUUGAAGUGCCUCAACUCUCUGACAAAUAGGGAGCUGCUCUUGCCUACCAUUCAGAAGAUUUUACAAGCAUCAGAGUAUUCUCAUCUGAAGGUCUCCAUUCUCCAAGAAUCUUUUGUUCGUGACCUGUGGAAGCAAAUGGGUAAACAAGCAUACCUAGAGAGUAUUCAUCCUUUGGUGAUAUCGAACUUAUACAAUUCACCAAACAAGGUUUCAGCUUCUGUUGCGUCUGUGGUUUUAAUUGGUUCUAGUGAAGAGCUUGGCAUCCCCAUUACAAUUCACCAGACACUCUUGCCUGUUAUCCACUGUUUUGGUAAAGGCCUUUCUGCUGAUGGAAUCGAUGCCCUGGUUAGAAUUGGUGGGCUUCUUGGGGAAAAUUUCAUUGUCAGACAGCUCCUACCGUUAAUACGUAAUCUUGUUCUUACUUGUAUUGAUGCUUCUUACAUGAACAAACCUGAGCCUAUACGCAGCUGGAUAGGUUUAGCUUUGAUUGACUGUUUUUCGUUCUUGGAUGGGCUCGUUUCUCUUUUGCCUCAAGAGAUAAUUUUAAAGGAACUGAUUCAGGAACAAACCUGUCUCCACGUUAAGGUUCUCAUGCAGACUCAUCUUGACCUCCCUGUGCUUCAGGCUACUGCAUCAGCACUCAUUGCAGUUUCUCAGAGGAUUGGAUCAGACUCAACAGCUUCAUUUAUCAUACCACAACUGAAAGUGAUAUUUGAUGCUCUCGCUUUCUCUCAGCCAACAACUUCGGAGGCUGGUUCUAGCGGAAAAAACUCCAAGAUUUUGGCAUCAAAAUCAGAAGAAAAAAUUCAGAUUGGAAGUCGAAUGGAUUUAGUGUUGUUUUUAUAUCCUUCUUUUGCAUGUCUUAUUGGAAUUGAGAGGCUUCGUCAAUGCUGUUCAACUUGGUUUCUUUUGGAGCAAAUUCUUAAUCGGGAUCACAAUUGGCAAUGGAACUCUAUUGGGGAAAAGUCUAGAAGAAUUGGAGGAAAUACGAAUUUUCAAAGACUUAAUGCUAACAUAUCUUUGUCAGAGUACAACCCCGCUAAACUGCUUCUGAAUGGGGUUGGAUGGUCUGUGCCACAAUCGAAAGGAGUUCUGGGUGGCAUGAAUAUGAUGAAUUGCAACCAAGAAAAUGAGCUUCAACAAAGUUCUUCUAAACCUUCCAUUGCACCUAGCCUUGAACAGAACGAACCCUGGUUUUGGUUCCCUGGUUCUGAUUUUAGCAGUGAUUUGCCAGAUUUUCUUGGUCGUACUGGCAGCUUAAAAGAAGAAUAUCCUUGGAAGAUUAAAGCUUCAAUUCUUUACUCUACUCGUGCUCAUCCUGGUGUUCUUAGAUCAUUAGCAGUUUGCCAUGAUGAAGCUACGAUUUAUACUGGAGGGGUUGGUCCUGGAUUCAAAGGAAGUAUUCAGAAGUGGGAACUACCUAGAAUGAACUGCAUAUCUGGCUAUUAUGGUCACGAUGAGGUGGUUAAUUCUAUAUGCGUGUUGUCAGUUUGUGAAAGAAUAGCUUCCUGUGAUGGCACUAUUCAUAUAUGGAAUGGACAAUCGGGAAAGCUUAUUACAGCUUAUUCAGAAUCUUCAGUGAAUUUCGCACAUCAUGUUGCAGCAACAACUGCUAAAGUGACUGCAGAGCAGGUGAACAUGCUAACACCUUAUUCACUUUCUGGUGGACUAUUGUCCAAUGCCUUCAGCGGAAAUCUCUACACAUGCAUGCAUCACCUUGAAUCCAAUCAUAAGCUCAUUGCAGGCAUGGGGAACGGUUCAAUUAGGUAACCACAAAUUCCUCAA
Molecule: messenger RNA, 4719 nt
Organism: Dendrobium catenatum
Lineage: Eukaryota; Viridiplantae; Streptophyta; Magnoliopsida; Asparagales; Orchidaceae
Product: protein GFS12
Exons: 13
Coding region: 181-4704 (1507 amino acids)
Biological process (GO): protein phosphorylation
Molecular function (GO): protein kinase activity; protein binding; ATP binding
Source: RefSeq, a predicted model, not a curated record